This is a messenger RNA of Megalobrama amblycephala (Wuchang bream), 1881 nucleotides long. RefSeq names its product histone-lysine N-methyltransferase set-1-like. Bases 1285 to 1881 code for a protein of 198 amino acids. Lineage: Eukaryota; Metazoa; Chordata; Actinopteri; Cypriniformes; Xenocyprididae. The transcript is spliced from 5 exons. Gene Ontology annotation, molecular function: protein binding. The record is from RefSeq and is a predicted model, not a curated record.
UCGCAACAGUAAAGUAUUUAUUCCAGUUCCAUCCAGUUGAGGAUCAUAUUCAUCACGCUGGAAUGGACGGUUUGGUGAGGAUCUGUGCCACUGGCUGUCAUUAUAUCACAUGACAUUGUAGCUACUGUAAUUUUUUGACAGACCACCAGAAAGUAUAUCUGAAUCCUGUCUCAUCCAGUCUAGAGUGACGUGUUCAUACUGUUGAAAUGUAUGCCAUACAGAUAAAGUGCAGUCUUGUGUAUUUUCAAUCACUGACAUCAAAAUCGUAUCCAUAUUACUUCUGAAAAUACUGUCAGAGUGUCUUUGUGAACAAUGACACAAGGACUUGUCAUUCUGAUGACACUGAUAUAAGGAUUAUGAGCUGGUUACAGGCUAUUGCAGGUAAUUCAUUGUGUGCUGUUAUUUGUAUGAACUGUUUUAAGAAAUGCACAUACUGGUUUACAUCUUAAGGAUGCAUAUGAAUGAGAAUAUAUAAUAGGAGAGCAGUUGCAGCAAACAUUGUUUUAUAUUUAGAGAGAGAGAAAGAGAGCAGUUACAGUAUUUAGUAUAAAAAGUUUUUAAAAGAAUCAUGACUCAAGCUGGGACGUUUACAUGUUUGUUUACAGAUUUAUUUAUUUAACCCUAACCCUAACCCUAACCCUAGCCCUAGCUGAGAGCUGCAGACAGUCUGACACUGAGUGACUCGCCGCCCUUCCCCCACCAGCCUCUGAUCGCGCGCGCGCCUCCCGCCCAUCCCCCACAGCAGCAGCGCAGCAGCUUCAGUGCAGAGUGAGAUCAACUCUGAGGAGAGAUCACGAGUGCUGCUCAAAAGAUGGAAUAAUCUCGUCGUGGCUAUGCGUUUUUAAAGCACUUUUACAAGAUCUAGCAGCUUUUCCUUCCUUUAUAUUUAAUAUAAAAUACCAUAAAUUAAAAAAAAAAAAAAUUUAAAGAAAAUGCUGUUAAUAAAGUGCACGUUAAAGUUUAUUUUAGAGCCUCGAAAUAAUCCACACAUCUCCCUGAUUUUAACUCAAACAUUUGAUUAAAUAGAAUUAGUAAAAAUUAAGAUAUGUGUUCCAAAGAGAUCGUUUAAAAGUGAUCAUGUGCUCUGUCCAUUAGAAAGACGUACGCCUCCGUUUUUAUUUUAUUUUUUAUUUUUUUAUUUAAGUUUGAAGAACCAGUACUGUAAAUAAAACAAACAAAGAUCUAGGUGUUUGCCAAAAUAUUUAUUAGGUCAAAUAAAUGUAGUCACAAUUUCAACGUGAAAUCCAAAUACGUAACUACGUCACGUACACACGUCAGCUGUGGAUGUGUUUUCCCGGGAAAUGCAGUCACAUGGCAUUGCUUGACGCGAAAAAGACGACAACCCCCAUCAAUGGACGCUGGAGAGAAAUAAUGCUGAAAAGCAAAAGGCGUAAAACACCUCUGCAGGAUGCAGAGGAUCACAUGACCCAUAGAACUGAUAAGCCUGGACUUCAAGAGCAGUUCAUCAGCAAAUAUAAAGGGCGUGGAGUUUUCACCACUAGAGCUUUUUUCAGGGGUGAUUUCGUUCUUGAAUACAGAGGUGAACUUCUGAGUUCAGAGGAAAGUCUUGACCGAACUGAACACUACACUGAGGCCGAGAACGCGUUCCUGUUUGAUUUUCAGUGGAGUGGCAGAAAUUGGUGCAUGGAUGCAUCUAAAGAAGACUGUUCCUUGGGAAGACUUGUAAAUGAUGAACACAGAAAUCCUACUUGCAAAAUGAGAACCCUUGAAGUGAGCAGAAACCUCACCUGUGUCUCUUUGCUGUGCGAGACAUUCUACCAGGAGAAGAAAUCACCUACAAUUACGGAGACUCAGACUGGCCAUGGCGAGUCAAGAAGGAAAGGAGUGAUAGAUAAAGUUACUGUAGGACAGCUAGAGUAA